Molecule: messenger RNA, 858 nt
Organism: Saccharomyces paradoxus
Lineage: Eukaryota; Fungi; Ascomycota; Saccharomycetes; Saccharomycetales; Saccharomycetaceae
Gene: PRM4
Product: pheromone-regulated protein PRM4
Exons: 1
Coding region: 1-858 (285 amino acids)
Source: RefSeq, a predicted model, not a curated record
AUGAUCGCGGAUUCGUCAGCUUUGAAAAAGCGCACAUCAACUAAGAGAAGCACAAGAAUAAUAUCCCUGACACUCGUUUUACUUGGGAUAGUCAGCUUCUUAGUACUUACAUGGAAUGAUUCCUUGGAAUUCUAUAGCAAUGCUGCCGCCCUUAACGAAAACAGCAAAAAUAAUAAAGAAGAAAGCGAAAAGAAAUUUGUUUACAAGCUACCAAACUUAUUGAAAACAGCGGACAAUUUUCUAAGUAAGGAAAAUGAGCUGAAUUUUUUAAAAGUCAAAGAAGAAAUUUCACAUAUUCAAAGCGAGGUUGAAGUCGAUAUCCCAGCGCCUUCAUCUAAGGUUACGUCAACAUUUUCACCUACAUCGUUCCAUACUGGUGAUAUUUUGGCAAGGAUUACCACCACAACAAUAUCUCCGCAGUCAUCUUCUCUUAUCAUGCAGAAAAACUGCGAUCACAAGAGAUUCGAUCCUAAAACAAAUUUUCUAGAUAUAAUAAGAACCUCCCCAGCAGUAUUGCUCAUCAAAUCUUCACAAACGGACUCUAUUUUCUUGAAAAACCUACUACAAAGAGAAUUUGAGAUUUCACCCGAAUUGGCUAUUGUCGAUUUGGAAAAACACUCUCAUGGCUAUGAAUUAGAAAAGUAUAUCAAACAAAAUAAACUAAGCAUUGAUCCUAGUGCUCCCUUGGAAUCCAUCCAGUCGCCUUAUCUAUUUUUGAAUGGUAUUUCCGUGAUAAAUAAUGGAAUGGUGAGAGACAUAAUUGAACCUCAUUCGAAGGGUUUGCUACUAUCUAUUCUGAAGUCUGAGGCGCGCGGUAACUUGCUGGUAGAAAAAAAAGACAUCCCUUCUAAUUCAUGA